This is a messenger RNA of Salmo salar (Atlantic salmon), 2151 nucleotides long. It is a transcript of the gene hmgcl, whose product is annotated as 3-hydroxy-3-methylglutaryl-CoA lyase. Gene Ontology annotation, molecular function: hydroxymethylglutaryl-CoA lyase activity. NCBI's taxonomy places the organism in Eukaryota, Metazoa, Chordata, Actinopteri, Salmoniformes, Salmonidae. Gene Ontology annotation, biological process: L-leucine catabolic process; ketone body biosynthetic process. The record is from RefSeq and is a predicted model, not a curated record.
UUCAUAAGAACAGGAAUAAUGAAGAGAAUUGAACGUAGGUAGGUCGUGGCUGGCCUCACACUUCAGUACAGUAGGUGGCGGUGUAUGCACCUUAAAGUUGGAUGCUAUCUGCCAACCCAAUCCCAAAGAAGAAGAAGAAACGUACGUCACUGCUAAGGCUGGACGAACAUGGCGGCUGUCAUGAGAUUUGUCAACAGAAGCACCUUUGGUUCUAGAGUGGGUCAUCAAUGUUUAUCCUUCAGUUGUUCAGCAGCAGUGGCGAAAUCAGUUCAGGUUGGUGCAUCUGCAGGGAAGGCUCUACCAGAGAGGGUAAAGAUAGUGGAGGUUGGACCCAGAGAUGGUCUUCAGAAUGAAAAGACUCUUGUCCCUACUGAAGUUAAGAUUCACCUGAUUAACAUGCUCUCAGAGGCGGGUCUUCCUGUCAUUGAAGCCACAAGCUUUGUCUCUCCAAAAUGGGUCCCACAGAUGGCCGACCAGGUAGAGGUGAUGAAGGGGAUCAACAGACGGCCUGGUGUGUCCUAUCCCGUACUGACCCCCAACCUCAAGGGCUUCCAGGCAGCUGUGAAGGCAGGAGCAGCAGAGGUGGCCAUAUUUGGGGCUGCCUCUGAGCUGUUUAGUAAGAAGAACAUCAACUGCUCUGUGGAUGAGAGCCUGCAGCGCUUUGAGGAGGUCACCAAAGCAGCCAAAGAGGCCGGUGUGCGAGUCAGAGGGUAUGUGUCAUGUGUGCUGGGAUGCCCAUAUGAGGGCCAGGUGUCACCAGACAAAGUGGCUCAGGUAGCCAAGCGUCUGUAUAGAAUGGGUUGCUAUGAGAUCUCUCUGGGCGACACCAUAGGUGUGGGCACACCGGGCGGCAUGACUGAGAUGCUGGAGGCAGUGAGCAGGGAGGUACCUGUUGACGCCUUGGCAGUCCACUGCCAUGACACCUAUGGUCAGGCUCUGGCCAACAUCCUCAUCGCCCUGCAGAUGGGCAUCAGUGUUGUGGACUCGUCCGUGGCUGGCCUGGGAGGGUGUCCAUAUGCACAAGGGGCUUCUGGGAAUGUGGCCACAGAGGAUGUGGUGUACAUGCUGCAUGGACUCGGCAUUCAGACAGGAGUGGACCUGCCCAAGCUGAUGGAUGCUGGAGCAUUCAUCUGUAGUUCCCUGAACAGAAAGACUAGCUCUAAAGUGGCCCAGGCAACCUGCAAACUCUGAACCUGGCUCCACGAAGGCCUAUAAGAGGGAUGUCACGAAUGAUACCUACAGAUAUGGCCAGAUAUGGCAUUACCAAGGCAAGGCACACACACACCUGUGCCACUUAGAUGUAAUAUACUUUGAUUUAGCUGUAGGUAAAAACGGUUGUAAGAACUGUGUGUGUUCCGUUAUUUGAUAUAAGUCAAGUACCUUUCUUAUAAAUGAAAACAUCAAAAUAGUUGGAAAGCCUUGCUCAAGUGGUGCCUUCUCAUUCUUCUCAUGUCCUCCAUACACCUGGUGCCUUGUUGUCCUCUCCCUCUGUGUGUUACAUGAUCAUUGCAAAUGCACAAACGGUUUAUUCAGAGUAAAUUAUGCUGUUGAAUAUGUAUCUCAUACCAAACUUAAAUCAACAAAGUUAAAUGAAGGGAUUAUUGACACUUAUUGUUGUAUUGACCAUUUGGGUGUGUCCUUAUUUGUAUAUAACAGCCUUGUCCUUAUUUGUCAAUCUUCAUGUUCAGCCAGCUGUUGGAACUGUGGCUAAGGGAUGGGUAAUGCCAGUAUAUUGCAGUAGGUAUCUAAAACGGGCCUUGAUGGUUGCAGAGUGGAAUAGAAAACAGAUCUAUUGAUGAGAAUCAACAAAUUGAUUUCUAUUAUGGGACAGGGAGUCACAGGAUUUAGCCAUUGUGUUGUCAUGUUUGUUAUUGUCAUCUUCCAAAUCUUCCGACUAUCCUUACUUGAAAACCACUUGGGAUUUGCAAACCUACCAUAUUAGGGCAGUCAAGUCCGUCAUUCCAGCAGUUGGAAUAGAAUUUGAAUGUUUUUGUCUGUUUAAUUCUUGGUUUUGGUGUGUCUCAUUGUGAAUGGAAAUAUUUAUUGUAAAAGGUUGCACUUCUGAAAUGACGCUGUUAGAAAAGUUUAUCACAAAUCUAAGGAAGCUAAAUUCUUUGCUGUAUUUAAAAAUAAAAAAAACGUACUCUUUAA